Messenger RNA from Solenopsis invicta (red fire ant), 2285 nucleotides. RefSeq names its product vesicular integral-membrane protein VIP36. Gene Ontology annotation, molecular function: D-mannose binding. Gene Ontology annotation, cellular component: Golgi membrane; endoplasmic reticulum membrane; COPII-coated ER to Golgi transport vesicle. The transcript is spliced from 7 exons. Bases 172 to 1170 code for a protein of 332 amino acids. Gene Ontology annotation, biological process: Golgi organization; endoplasmic reticulum to Golgi vesicle-mediated transport; endoplasmic reticulum organization. NCBI's taxonomy places the organism in Eukaryota, Metazoa, Arthropoda, Insecta, Hymenoptera, Formicidae. The record is from RefSeq and is a predicted model, not a curated record.
ACCCGACUAUGAAAGUAGCGAUCUCCGGCGGAGCUCUCCGGAUGACUCGGGGAUGACGUUGAUUAGUACGGCAAACGCGUGAAUGGCCUUUAUUCUGGUGGUGCUGCUGCGUACGAGCGCAUUGUGACUUCUUCUACCCACGUGUUUAUAAUCUACGAAUACCCGCGAAGCAUGCAAUCCCGAGGGUCAGCGAUGGGCGUAAUUUCGUGGGUACUCCUACUCGUUGGCGUCCUGGAGUCCGUCGCCACGGAAUGGAACACGCAGGACUUCAUGAAGCGGGAACAUUCGCUGUACAGGCCGUAUCAAGGUACAGGCAUGACGAUACCUAAUUGGGAUUUCACAGGAAGUACAAUGGUGACUAAUAAUUAUAUCAGGUUGACACCUGAUUUACAAAGUAAACAAGGUGCCUUAUGGAAUUCUGUUCCAUGCCAUAUACGAAAUUGGGAAUUGCAAGUUCAAUUUAAAGUACAUGGAAAAGGAAAGGACUUAUUCGGAGAUGGUUUUGUCAUUUGGUAUGCUAAGGAAAGGAUGAAAUCAGGUCCUGUAUUUGGAAAUCAAGAUUAUUUCCAAGGAUUAGCAGUGAUACUUGACACAUACAGCAAUCAUAAUGGCCAACACAAUCAUCAACAUCCUUAUAUCUCAGCAAUGGUCAAUAACGGAUCUCUGCAUUAUGAUCAUGAUCGCGAUGGCACUCAUACGCAACUUGCAGGAUGUGAAGCAAAGUUCAGAAACAUGGAACAUGAUACACACAUAGCUAUAAGAUAUGAGAGAGAUACCCUAACUGUUUCUACGGAUCUUGCCAACAAAGCAGCAUGGAGGCAAUGCUUCCAAGUGAAUGAAGUUAAACUUCCAACAGGAUAUUAUAUAGGAAUUUCUGCUACCACGGGUGAUCUGUCUGACAAUCAUGACAUAUUAUCAAUUCGUUUGUAUGAAUUAGACUUACCAGAUGAUCCUAAGGAUCAAGAAGACAGAUCACAAAUUGUGCCAUCAGCAUCGUUCUAUGAUGCACCAAGAGAACGUAUAGAAGAUUCGAAGCAAUCUGGCAGUCUGAGUGGAAUAAAACUUUUCUUAAUCAUGUUAAUUUGUGCGAUUGCAUUAAUAGUCUGUGUCGUCAUUGCCAUUAUGCUUUAUCAGAAGCAUCAGGAAAAUAGUAGAAAACGAUUUUACUAAGUCAAGUUUGAGAUAGCGUGUGUCUUGAAUGUCGCAGCUUAUCAAUUUCUCCUUUAUCCGAGAUUUUUCAUAUAUAAAAGUGUAAAUUAUCAAAUGCUCAUAAGACUGUCCUUACUUGAUUUUUUGUUCUGAAAUUAGUAUGAGAAAUUUCUUUUGUAUGUAAGAAUAAAAGUUUAGGGUAAAGGAGAAACGUGUGUAUGUGUGUAUGCUAGUAUUCUAAUAAUUCCAAUAUUUGCUGAAUGUUGCCUCUAUUGAAUUAAUUGUCGAUGUCAUUGGGCUCAAUGUACAUUUAUUUGAUUUUAUUGUAGUCAGUAAAAAUACGUAUUUAUUUACAGUUCCUUUACCAAAGUUAUUACUUUUUGAAACACCAGGUAAAAUUUACAGAAAUAAGUUUUUACAUAUUCGACUUCUAAAAAAUAAGAUAGUAAGAUGGAAAGAGAUAUUAUAAUGAAUGUAUUAUGACAUGUACAUUGUUAACUGUAUUUUAGAAAGGUCUUGGAAAAAUUCAUAUAUUAUAUAUAUUAAUUUCAUGCCAAAUGCUCAUACACACAAGAUCUUUAUGGUGAUAUAUACUUUUUUCCAGAACCUUUUUGUCUAGGUUCAAAUUAAUUCUAAAGUCAAGUGAUUUUAAACAUUUAAGGAAAUAUAUACAUCACAGAUAAAAGGGAUAUUGUUUAAGGAGAUAAAAUAUAGAAAGCCCGCUUAAUUACUAUUUUUUGCAAUUUUUUUGCACAUUAAGUAAUUAUUUUCAUAUGCAGAUUAGGUACAUAAAAGACUUUAUUAAUAUAGAUUUUAUAUUUGUAUAUAUAGAAACUUAAUAUACUCGAAGCUCCCAUAUUGCAUUAAGUGAUAAAAGUAUUUGCAGCUUAUAGAUACAACUCUCUAAACAAACUAUUGAUAUAGUCAUAUUAAUUAUGCAGUGUUAGAAGCAUGUCUAACAUUGUAUGAACAUACAUGCAAUAUGGGAGGUUCUGCCGUAUUUCAAUAUAAAAUAACUCCAUAGUAAAACUGUAUUCUAAUUCUUUUAUAUGGAAACUAAGAAAAAGGGAACCAAACCGUUUAAAUAAACGUCUUGUUACUGACAUGAUGUUAUCAUUCAAAACAAUAAUGUAUCA